UCAAAAAUUUUCAGCCGAAUCUGCCCUCCGUGUCCUCUUUGGUGGACACAAUCAGUAGUGCUGUGGAAGACUUGACCUCUGCUGUUGGGGAGGUCAGCUAUGCGUUCACGGACUCCGUUGCCGAGCAGGUAGCAAGUAUGAUGAAUGGCUUCCGCCCAGAAGAAGCAAGCUCUGUGGCAGAAGUGGCUGUGGAUACUUCUCAACCAACAGCUGCCACAUUACCAGACGUCUUUAAAAACAGUCAUUGUCAGAAAACACAACCCAAUUUAGAGCACAGAACAAAGCAAAUACAUUGUUCCAAUACUUCAGUUUCACAAAAUCAAGACCAAGGAACGCAUGAAGAAAGAUUAUUGAAACAUAUUAAUGAUAGGCAACAGACUCUACCAGAAUGUCAAGAAACUAGUAAUGCUGGUGAUUCUUCUUGGAAAGACCACAUGAGUGAUCGUGGGGUGUCUGUUAUCAGGCUAGAUUCAAGGGCUGGAUCUACUUGUCACAGACUUGAAAGUACUGGCAGAAAUAAAACAAUUGGACUAGGAAUCUCCAGUAAUGGUAAGAAGGAUUUAAAAGAGGUAAGAGAUCAAGAAAGGAAAGAAAAUCAGAAGAAUACCAAUGGAAUAAACAUACUCUAUGAGCGUAAAGAUGAUAUUGCUGCAGAUGGUCAUAAAAUAGAAGACUGUACAAAAUACCAACAUGUAGUUUUGAGAGGUGAUCAAGAGAAAAUGGUCCAUUUCAAUACAAAUAAACAUCUUAUUGAUUUAGGGCAUUCUGAUCAUUUAAAGAAAGCUGGAAAACAUAUUAAAAGUAAAGGAUUCAAAGGGAAUGAGUGUUCAGGAAGUGAAUGUUCUCCAAAAGAUAUUUUGACAAGUAAUAGACGUAUGAUUCAGAAACCCAUUAUAAAAGAAGACAUCUAUCCAGCACCAUCAACUAAUAUUAAACAUAAGUUACCUGAAAAAAUAAAAGAACAAAUGAAUCCAACAAAAUGCUGCAAAGUGAAAGGAAACAUAAAAACAAAGAAAAAUGAAACCAUUUAUGCCAGGAAAGGAUCAACAAAGAGUAAAGAUGAAAAUUAUUCUAAGAUAAUGCGAGAAAAAGAUAAUUCCUACAUGGAUAAAGAUGAGCAUGGCUCAUCCUCUGAAAGUGAUGACGAAGCAUUGGGUAAAUAUCAUGAGGCCUUAUGCAGGACACAUAAUUCCAGACUACCAUUGGCAGAUUCUAGACAAAAGAACUAUGCUUGGGAAACAAGACAAAAAUACAGUCCUCUAUCUGCUGAGUAUGAUGGAUACAGUAGUGAAGCAUCAAUAGAUGAAGGAAACUGCAUUCAGAGAAUGAGAAGAACACCCCCACUGGAUGAAUUGCAGCCACCACCAUAUCAGGAUGACAGUGGUUCUCCCCAUCUCUCAUGCACACCCUCAGAAAUUGGGGACAGUAAAUGUGAAUUUUCCCACUGCAGCAACAGUCCAAGAUGCUCAUAUAACAAGUGCCCGAGUGAAGGAAGUACAGGCCAUGAAGUAGAAAGCUUUCACAAUAAAGGAUAUGAAGAAGACGUUCCAAGUGACAGCACUGCAGUCCUGAGCCCAGAAGAUAUAUCAGCUCAAGGAUCAUCUUCACAGAUUCCUAAACCUUUUGAUCCUGAGCCAGAAGCUAAAUAUGGCACACUGGAUGUGACUUUUGACUAUGACUCACAAGAACAGAAGCUUCUGGUAACGGUGACAGCUGUCACAGACAUCCCAACAUAUAACAGGACAGGUGGCAAUUCAUGGCAAGUACACCUUGUUCUCCUACCUAUAAAGAAACAGAGAGCGAAAACCAGCAUCCAGAGAGGACCAUGCCCUGUCUUCACAGAAACAUUCAAAUUUAAUCACGUUGAAUCUGAGAUGAUUGGAAAUUAUGCAGUUCGAUUCAGACUGUAUGGUGUACAUCGCAUGAAAAAAGAAAAGAUUGUGGGGGAAAAAAUUUUUUAUUUAACAAAAUUGAAUCUUCAAGGGAAAAUGUCAUUACCUGUGAUACUGGAACCUUCUUACAAUCAUUCUGGCUGUGACUCCCAAAUGAGCAUGUCAGAAGUGUCCUGUAGUGAAAGCGCAUCCUCAUGUCAGUCUCUUGAACACGGCUCAGUUCCAGAAAUUCUCAUUGGCCUGCUUUACAAUGCCACAACUGGAAGACUAUCAGCAGAAGUGAUAAAAGGCAGCCACUUCAAAAACUUGGCUGCAAACAGACCACCCAAUGGACUGUUCUGUUGUCUAAAACACUUGAUAGGUGGACAGGUUUAUAUAAUCCGAGAUACAUAUGUUAAAUUAACGCUACUGAAUUCCAUGGGUCAAGAGAUGUCCAAAUGCAAGACAUCCAUCCGCAGAGGGCAGCCAAAUCCAGUGUACAAGGAAACUUUUGUUUUUCAAGUGGCCCUAUUUCAGCUUUCUGAUGUGACACUUAUACUGUCUGUAUACAACAAACGCAGCAUGAAAAGAAAAGAGAUGAUAGGCUGGAUUUCUUUAGGUCUGAACAGCUCUGGCGAAGAGGAGCUCAAUCACUGGACUGAAAUGAGAGAGUCGAAAGGACAACAAGUAUGUCGAUGGCAUGCGUUACUAGAGUCGUGAUUGACAGGCUACACGAGCAGUUGCAAUGCAAGGCAGCAUUAUUUCUGAUUACCACAUACUGUUUUUACCUAGUCACCAUUAGAAGAGCUGUUCUUUGAAGAAACGUAUUCAAGUCUACCAAAAUGCUUUAAAUGAUAUGGAAAGAACACCUAAUACUGACAUAAAUGAAGAAAAGGUGUAUUUCUAGUAGACCUUAUUCGGGAAACUGACAAACAUACAUCAUCUUUGUUCAACUAACAGUCUUACAGAGCUUUAAUCAUAUACUUUUGAUUUCAAGUUCAUUUUACUUUAGCAAAAGAGCCAGUAAUUUCAUGAAAAAUCAAAAUUACAAGUGAUGUUGAACAUCAGAAUUUUAGUUGCAACACUCUGAAUAUCACAUACUACCCACAAAACACACUUUGACGGGCCCGUCUCUGGUGUUUGUAAUGCUCUUUAACAUGAAAUAGUGGUGGUCCAACUCCGUUACCAGUCAUCUAAUGGUGGGGAAGGGUUUCAAUCACACUGGAAAUUGUUUCAUUUUGGAUGUGUUCUGUGUGUGCACCUCGUUUCAUUGUGCCUCUGUUCUUCUCACUAGCACUAAAGUGCACGCAAAUAUUCAUUUUCAUAAAAGGAUUUUUAAAAUACGUUAUUUUUUAAAAAGUUCAUUUCUUCAUUUUCCUCUGCUUUUUGCCUGAUCCAAAGAGACCAAGUCACUGUACUGGUCCCUUGCAAGUCUUUUAGACAGGUUGUACUGUAGAACUAUGUAACUUUCUGUUGAAAGCACUUCCUGUAUUCUUGUAUUCCAAUGUAGGAAGCUAAUAGAGCAGGACUUUCUUUAAAAUUUCUUUCAGUGAUUGACUCUAAAAUUGUAGUAACAUGAAAAUUCAUUUUUUUACAAACUGAAAAGACAUAUACAUAAGCUCUUAAAAAAAAACAUUCAAGUUAAAGAGAAUUUUAACUAUCUGCUCUGAGAAGUUAGUAACCAACACUGCGUAAAGCAGGUAGCAGUCAAAAUAAGAAACUUCUCACUCUCGGUCUUCUCUCUUACUUCAAUUUAUACUUCUGGUAUAAAGACUAUUCAGUUCUCAGUUUGAAUCAGAACAUCAUGUUUGAAACCGUUCUGAGAUUCCUUAUGAAGUUUCUAGUGACUUGUGACUAGAUUUUUUUUGAAAUUGACACAUAACGUUCUUCAACGUGAUGUCAUCUUGUGCCUUUCAUGUAAGUUAAAUUUGCUCAUACGGCUUUGAAAGUUGUAUUUGCAAAAUUAGGCCUUCAAUUUUUAUAAAUGUAAAGAUUCCUCAGAACAGUGUCACGAGAUCUUUAUUUCCUCUGAAGUAUAUAAAAGUUGUAUAAUGUACUAAUUUUUGUAAAUGGCAAGGCACUUUCCUUUAUUGUUUUUAUAUGUAGGAACUCUGAUCAGGAAUAUUAUAAGCUGUUUUCUUUUUAAUUUUGC
Tupaia belangeri chinensis (Chinese tree shrew) is the source of this 4023-nucleotide messenger RNA. It is a transcript of the gene SYT14, whose product is annotated as synaptotagmin 14. NCBI's taxonomy places the organism in Eukaryota, Metazoa, Chordata, Mammalia, Scandentia, Tupaiidae. The transcript has 7 exons. The record is from RefSeq and is a predicted model, not a curated record. Bases 138 to 2591 code for a protein of 817 amino acids. Gene Ontology annotation, molecular function: phospholipid binding.